Messenger RNA from Saccharomycopsis crataegensis, 2775 nucleotides. RefSeq names its product U6 snRNP complex subunit PRP24 (gene PRP24). Gene Ontology annotation, cellular component: nucleus. Lineage: Eukaryota; Fungi; Ascomycota; Saccharomycetes; Ascoideales; Saccharomycopsidaceae. The transcript has a single exon. The record is from RefSeq and is a predicted model, not a curated record. The coding region runs from base 1 to 2775 and encodes 924 amino acids. Gene Ontology annotation, molecular function: mRNA binding; protein binding. Gene Ontology annotation, biological process: RNA processing.
AUGUCCCAACAACAUGAAAGCGAUCAAAUUUUAGAGGGUGUGGUGGUGGAUAAGUUCGACAGAAUCUUGUUUUUAAAUGAUGUCCAAAUUUCCAACUCUGUGGGAAAAAAUGAACAAUUCCUUGUGCUUCACCCCCAACAAAUUACACAAUGGAUUGAACAUAUAAAACAGACUGGUGGUGAUAUUCAUCCUAGUCUAUUAUAUCAAGCGAAUACAUUCCAAACGGUCCAGAACUAUUGGGCUCUAAUAGAAGCUUGCACUGAUGGUGACGCUGCUGAAACGCAUUUCACGGCGGCAAUGGAGAUUGCUGCUUAUUCCAUCAAAGACACAUUUUCUUUCUUUGAUAAAUACUUCCAAUCGAGGUUUGGAUCGUCGAUAGAAGAACACUCGUUUCGUCAUGAGGAUCAGGAGGCGGUGCGUCAUUGGUAUAUGAAACUUCUUUGUAUUCCUCAUUUGAGAAUUGAUGAUACAUGGUCAAGUUAUAGUGCUGCGGUGAGUGACUUCAGUAACGGUGAUUACCAUACCAGUGUUGAAAUGAUGAAAGAGGGAAGCAAAUUCUACAAUCUGAGUAAAAGUAUAGUUGCCGAAUGUGAAAUCUAUGAAGUGAGACUUGCAGAGAAUAAGGACUCGUAUAAUGGCUGGCUAGAGUAUCUCAAGCACUUGAGGAGAUUGUACCAUAAGGCGAAGGCAACAGAUGGAAAGCUUUUGAUUUUAAAAAUCAUUGUUUCUAUUUUUGAACGGUCUUUGGGUAGUGAUCUUGGAAAAAUUGAUGAGUUUCUCAUUUUUUGGAUCGAGUUUAUCAAGAUCUUAAAAAGUCUAGCUACCGGUAAAGUACCAAUGAUAGUCCAACAAUUGAUCAAUUCCCAAAUCCAUGAGGUAUAUUUACCAAAGUUGACAAAAUAUUACGAAGACCUGUACCUUUCCUGGGCCACAUACCUCAAAUAUCAAGGUCCUCGAUUAGUCAGUUCGACAUUUUUCGAUUAUGUUAGAACCCAUUUACUUAAAGUUGCGGCAUCUUUAGAAGAUUUCCUGCAAUGGAAUGAAUUGAUUUGCCAGAUUCUAAUUUUUGAGCUCAAGGGUACAAGCGUCGACUUGGAUUAUUAUAUGGAGAAAAUCUAUGAAGAUUGUGCCCAAUUUAUGGAGGUUGCAUUGAUAAAUAGGGAUCCAGCGUUAACCGUCGAAAGACUAACUCUUGAAGUAUACAUUAAGUUAGAAGAUAUUGAGGAAGCAAGAUCUGUCACUGAAAAAAUCAUUUCUGCAAGUCCUGACAGACAUUGGGCUUGGUUGACAUGUAUUGAUUUUGAGAAACGGUUUGGAAAUCACGAAACUAUAUCGAAACUUUAUCACACUGCGAGUAAAGCGGUUUUGCAAUUAGAAUGGCCUGAGCCAAUCUUGAAUGAAUGGUUGAUUUAUGAGCAAAUGUACGGUACUGCAGAGUCAUACAGUUUUGCAGAACGUCAAAGACAAUAUGCUUUAGAAUCCCUUUGGGAGGCCAGAUCAGCGGAAAUUGCGGAACCAACCGAGGAUGUAGAGGAGAUAUUGUCUAAUAAGAGAAAUAUUGAAAAAGAUGAAGAAGAAAUUGAGUCGCCUAAAAAGCUCAAAAAAAUGAAAGUGGAAAAUUCUAGAGACAGAGAACAUCUUAAAAUAAAAGUCACUAAUUUGCCAUCUAAUAUAAACGAACAAGAGUUGGAAGCUUUCUUCGUGGAAUGCGGUGCCAUACGGGAUAUUAAAUUGCUAAACAAUCAAGCAAUCAUUGAAUUUUCUAGUGAGCUGGGAGUUUUAGCAUCGUUAACCAAAACCUACAAGAAAAUCAGAGAUUCUGAGAUUCGAGUGGAUAGAGUUAUCAAUAAUACAGUGUUUGUUACCAAUUUUUCUCCUCUGGAAACUGAGGAGACUCUUAAACUACAAUUUGAACAAGCUGGUACAGUUAUAUCUAUUCGGUUCCCAUCAUUGAAAUAUAAUGUUGAUAGAAGAUUCUGUUAUAUUGAAUUCGCAACCCUGAAGGAGGCGUUAGCCGCGGUGGAAAAAUUGGAUCAUAAACAGCUUAGAAAUGAGUUUCCUCAUCCAUUAACCGUGAAAAUCUCUAAUCCAAAAGAAAAGCAUCAUCGAUCGAAAACUGCAGCCGAGGAAGGUAGAGAAUUGUACCUCAACAACCUUGAUUUCUUCAAAGUUGAUGCUUCGCUAUUAGAGAAACUGUUUGGGGCGUAUGGGAAAAUUCAAAAAAUUCAUUUACCUUUAAGUCAUAAAAGUGUGUCUAAUGGUAGAAAGAAUGAUGGGUUUGGGUUUAUAACGUUUGAAACUGCUGAUGAAGCAACACGGGCAUUAGAAAUGGAUAUGGCCAUGGAUUUUGGGAACCGGCCAAUCCUGGUUUCUGUGUCUGAUCCGACAAAACAGGGAGCUAAAAAGAAAAUCAAAAAGGUUAUCGAGAAUUUUGAUACUGAUCAGAAAGUCACUGGCGAUAUCUCAAACAGAAUCAUUAGCCUUUUGGACUUGCCAGACACCGUCAAUGUGAAUCAAUUAGUCGAAUAUGUUUCAGAGAAAAUUGGCCCUGUUAAUAAGGUUGAUUUGCGAAGCAUCGAUAGUGUGGCACUCGUCGAAUUUAAAAAAGUAGAGGAUGCAGGAAAAGCUGGGCUUGUAUUGAAUGGUGAAACGUUACAAGGAAAGAUGAUAAGGGUGGGAACAAGACAGGAUUUUGACAGAUUGAAAACCGCCAAAAAGCCAGUGAAAAAUAAGAUGAUGGUUCCUACAAAUGUCAUUAGAAGAAAGAGAAGAUGA